AUGAUCGAUUAUAUAAACGAAACAGGUGAUAUACUGAUUACAAAAUAAGGAUCUAUGAGUUCAUUUUAAUAGAAUAGCGAAUCAAGUCCCAAAAACUUAUUGGGUACUCAUAAAUAAUUACGUUUUCCAACAAUUUCUAAUGCCUUAUUGAAAUCAGCUAUAGAAGCUAAUUUCUUAGAAGCAGACUAAAAAAAUAAUAUCAUUAGAAAUCCAAAUCAAUUAACUGUUUUUAGAAUGCAUUUUGAUACUAAUUCACCAAGAACUCAAACAGCUAUGAAAAUGUUAAAUUUGCAUGUAUAGGAUCUUCAAGUUAAAGAUUAUGAAGAAUUCUAUCAAAAACGAAAAGAUCCAUUAUAGAACCUUAUAUCAUAUUUAUAAUAUGUAACAAUUAAAUACAAAAUAUUGAAUGACAUCUUAAAAAAAAGAAAUUAAAUAAAACACAUAUAAUCUUAGGUUUCUAAAUAAAUGAAUUCUAAAAACAUUAAAUUUAAGGAUGAAUCUAUAUUAAUUGAAUAAAAUGAUAUAAAAAAGUAAUCUUGUGAAGAUCUUCAUUCAACUAUUUUAAGUGCAACUCAAAAGAAAGAACUUUUUGAUAAAAAACUAAUUAAAGCUUAAGAGAAUUACAAUAAGUAAUAAAAAUGUUAAUAUGAUUUAGAUUUUUAAAUUUAGUUCAUGAUUAAAUGAAUAAAUAGGAUGAAUAUUAUAGUAAGACAGCUCCAUAAAUUUAUAAAAAAGCAGAGAAAUUAAAAUAAAAGUAAUUAGAAUUAGUAAGAAAGAAAUUAAGGAGAAAUCAUUUAAAAGUUGAAUAGAUUUGUUAAAAAGCAAAGAAAGAAGAAUAAACAUAAUAUAAGGAACAUAAAAAGAUGGUUUAAGAGUUAGAGAAAGAUCAUAAUCUUCAUUAAGAGAGAAAAUAGAAAUAAUUAUAAUAGGCAUAAGAAGAAUUAUUAGAUUAAUUAAGAAAGAAGGAAGAAAAGGAGAGAGAGAGAUAGUUAAAGAGAUAAAUGUAAAUGAAUUUAGAAUAGAGUAUGAUAGAUUAAGUGAUGGAUUCAAUAAAAAAGAAAUCAGAUUAUAUGAAUGAAUAUUUAUAUAAAAAAUAGGAGUAAGAUAAAAAAAGACAUCGUUAAAACUUAAAAAUAUUUGAAGAGAAAUAAAAGAAAUUAUAAGAAUCAUAUGUAUAAAAAGAGAAUUAAAAUGUUUAAACUUAUUUUAGCAAAUCAACUUAGAGACAAGUGAAUUUUUAUUGUUGAUAUUUAGAUAUAAAUUAAUAAACAUGAAAUUUCAUAGUUGAAAUAAUAGAAGAGUUUAUCAUUAAAGAAUAGUAGAAUAAUGAAGAGAAUUGAAUAAUUUUAGGAAUCUUUAGAUUAAAAAAGAUUUGAAGAAUUAAGUUCUAAAAUUUAAGAAACUGAUGAAAAAUUAGAAGGAGGUAUAAAAAGGUAUUAUUAUUUAUAAUAAUAAUAAUUAAGACAUUAAUCUCUUUUGGAUUUGAGAAAGCAUAAUUUAUCUUAGAAGAAUGAACAUAGAUUUAAAUUGGCAAAAUAGAAAUAGAUGGAAAAUAUGAUUGAGAAAAUACAUAAGUAGAAUAAAAUUUUAUAAAAAAAUCUCGAAAUUACUUAGAAAAAUGAUAAAAUAAAAUAGGAAUUAGAAUUUUUGGAGAAAUAUAAAAAAGAAUAAUUAUAAGAUCAUGUUAUUUAGAGAAAUAUUUUAGCAUAAAAAUUAUCAUCUUGA
Paramecium sonneborni is the source of this 1725-nucleotide messenger RNA. NCBI's taxonomy places the organism in Eukaryota, Ciliophora, Oligohymenophorea, Peniculida, Parameciidae. The record is from the annotation of a GenBank genome assembly.